This is a messenger RNA of Propithecus coquereli (Coquerel's sifaka), 858 nucleotides long. It is a transcript of the gene MRPL11, whose product is annotated as mitochondrial ribosomal protein L11. Gene Ontology annotation, cellular component: ribosome; mitochondrial large ribosomal subunit. Gene Ontology annotation, biological process: translation. The transcript has 5 exons. Gene Ontology annotation, molecular function: structural constituent of ribosome; large ribosomal subunit rRNA binding. Bases 94 to 672 code for a protein of 192 amino acids. The record is from RefSeq and is a predicted model, not a curated record. NCBI's taxonomy places the organism in Eukaryota, Metazoa, Chordata, Mammalia, Primates, Indriidae.
GUGAGGACCCUUGACCUCUGACUCAAGAUGGUGGCGCCCAGAGCGUCGCUUUUGCUGCUUCCCUGAGGUGAACUAAGCCCGAAGCCCCGCAUCAUGUCGAAGCUAAGCCGGGCCACUCGGGCCCUCAGGAAGCCCGAGCCUGGCGGCGUGAUCCGGACCAUCGUGAGGGCAGGCCAGGCCAUGUCUGGGCCCCCACUAGGCCCCGUCCUGGGUCAGCGAGGUGUUUCCAUCAACCAGUUCUGCAAGGAGUUCAACGAGAAGACGAAGGACAUCAAAGAAGGCAUUCCUCUGCCUACCAAGAUCUUUGUGAAGCCCGACAGGACAUUUGAAAUCAAGAUUGGACAACCCACUGUUUCCUAUUUCCUGAAGGCAGCUGCUGGGAUUGAGAAAGGGGCCCGGCAGACAGGGAAGGAGGUGGCAGGCCUGGUGACCUUGAAGCAUGUGUAUGAGAUUGCCCGCAUCAAAGCUCAGGAUGACGCCUUCGCCCUGCAGGACGUACCCCUGUCUUCUGUUGUCCGCUCCAUCAUUGGCUCUGCCCGCUCCCUGGGCAUUCGCGUGGUGAAAGACCUCAGUUCAGAAGAGCUGGCAGCCUUCCAGAGGGAGCGAGCCACAUUCCUGGCUGCUCAGAAAGAGGCAGACUUGGCAGCCCAGGCAGAAGCUGCCAAGAAGUGACCCUCUGCCCUCCACACCAAGAUUCCGAAGGAAGCGGCUGGGCAGGGGGCCAGUUGGGAAAGCUCUGCCAAAGGGGAGGAAGGGAGGUCACACCGACCCGAUCAUUAUUUUCUUGACUUUAAAUGAUAUUUUUACACAUACGGCUGUAUCAAGGAAUCAAGCCUGAAUAAACAUCCUUUGUCACCC